This is a messenger RNA of Acaulospora morrowiae, 1497 nucleotides long. NCBI's taxonomy places the organism in Eukaryota, Fungi, Glomeromycota, Glomeromycetes, Diversisporales, Acaulosporaceae. The record is from the annotation of a GenBank genome assembly.
AUGGCACCAAACGAUACCAUUCUCGUGAAGGGGGAUGACGCAGCGGAGAAAGUCAAGCAACAAAUGUUGCUGUCCCUCCCGCCGGAGAUUCUGGGAAAAAUAUUUCUCUUGACAUCGCUUCAAACACGGACAAAGGUUCUUUCGAGCGUGUGCGAAUCUUUAAAUUAUUUCAUAUUUAAUCAUGACCUUUUGUGGUCGAAAUUGAAUUUAAACGCAAUUAAAAACAUCACCGAUACAACUAUUCCGUUGAUAUUUAAUAACAAUUUGCCUUACAACACUCGACUCUGCAUUAGAGAAUUAUACUUGAACGAUGUUUCUAUUACAAUUGAAAGUGUCCGGGUAGUUUUAAAGAACUGCCCAAAUUUGAGAAGCCUGCACUUGAGAACCGUGAAAGGUACCCUUGAGAUGAGUUCCCUAAAACAAUUGAUUGAAGAAUUGUUUUGUUCAGAAGAAGAAAAAUCGGAGCGAGUUUCACAGGAAGACGUAAAAAACAAAUCUGAUGAUUUAGACGAUACGCCAGAACCCACGGGGGAUGAAAUUGAGCAUGCUGAGGUCGUUAUAAAUCAAAAUGACGCAGUGAAAGUGACCGAUAAGCCUCUUGAAGUAUCUCGAGCUGAUCAUCCAUGUCAGCUUCAGACAAUUUAUUGGUACCUUGAUCAUGACGAGUGGGUUUGGUGGUCACCAGAAGAAAAACCGAAUCUUGAGAAUAUUUUAAGGAAAGUAACAAACAAUCCGAAAGCAUCAGUUCAAGUUCCAUGGUGCGAUUUUUGCAACAAGCAACAGGCCUGUAUCCAGGUUAAGUGCACCGGAAAGCACUUUCAUUACAAAUGUGAUGCAUGUAUUGCGGACGCUUUGUCACAACAACAGACGCUAGACGCAGAAGAGACACAAGAGCAAGCUAGUAAUGUACCCGAGGACAAUAUUGUUGAGAAUGUGAAUGUCGAAGAUAACGACAAUGUUAAUAGGAACGCAGCAGAUACUAAUAAUAAUGGAAAUGUAGCGGCGGUAAUACCGAAUACACAGAUAGUAAAUGCAAAUGACAAUGCACCUGAAGUUCGCAGUGAUAACGAUAAUGGACGGGCGGUUGCACCACAGGUCCUACAGGAUGGAGGAAUAAAUAGAAAUGAGGAAAUAGUACAGGCUGACGAGGACGGAUAUGUGGUCAUCACAGAAUUGCGCAAUAAUUCUACAGAAACUACACAUGUCAAUGACGAUGACAUUAACGAUUCAACGUCCGUAAACCAGCGACCGAUUGAAGAGGUUGAAGCUGAGAGUUCCACUCAAGCGAAUGAUAUUUCGAUGCCAGGUGAAAAUGCCGGUGGAGGGAUGGAGGGUAAUACUAAUACAGUUGAGAAUAGCGGAGGAACAUUUGAGGCCGAAAUAGCGCCAUACGAUAAUGAAAAUGGGGAGACUUCAAUACCGGCAGAAGCGAUCACAUUACCCGAGCAUGUUGGAACGAAUCAUGCACAGGAGCUUGAUGUAUAUUUCUGGUGGUAA